AUGUCUCAAUUCAAAAUCCUCUUCCUGAUCACUCUAACACAUCUUCUUCUUCUCCAAACAUCGGCCCGCACGUGCUUUUUCACGAGCGAAUACACGGUCCACGUAGUGACCUUCCUCCCCAAGGACUCUCCGCCACUGGAGUUUCACUGUGCAUCUGGAGACAAUGAUCUCGGAAAUCAUAAGCUCACUUCCUACGGCUCUCAAUACAAGUGGUCGUUUUGCGAUAACAUAAGGCACACCACCUUGUUCUUCUGCACUCUGCAUUGGGGAAACAAGAAGAAGUCCAUCGACGUGUUUAGAUCGUCGUGGAGGAAAAAGUGUACCUCCGGUAUGUGCGUUUGGGCAGCUCAAAAAGAUGGUAUCUAUUUCGGUAAUGGUACACCCAUCUUCAACAAAGAAUUUGAUUGGGACACUUGA
Messenger RNA from Salvia hispanica, 417 nucleotides. RefSeq names its product S-protein homolog 2-like. The record is from RefSeq and is a predicted model, not a curated record. Lineage: Eukaryota; Viridiplantae; Streptophyta; Magnoliopsida; Lamiales; Lamiaceae.